Molecule: messenger RNA, 2661 nt
Organism: Drosophila busckii
Lineage: Eukaryota; Metazoa; Arthropoda; Insecta; Diptera; Drosophilidae
Product: V-type proton ATPase 116 kDa subunit a
Exons: 5
Coding region: 50-2596 (848 amino acids)
Biological process (GO): proton transmembrane transport; vacuolar acidification
Cellular component (GO): vacuolar proton-transporting V-type ATPase, V0 domain; vacuolar proton-transporting V-type ATPase complex; plasma membrane
Molecular function (GO): ATPase binding; proton-transporting ATPase activity, rotational mechanism
Source: RefSeq, a predicted model, not a curated record
UCACCGAAGUAAGCGCAGGUGUCGCAGUUGGAUAAAAAACAGCAACAAGAUGUGGUGCAGGAAGUUGAAAGAUCUUGCCUGCGGCGCUGGGCCACAUGAUAACAUUUUUCGCAGCGAAAAAAUGUCCUUGGCGCAGAUGUAUCUGCAGCCAGAGGCAUCCUAUGAGACCAUAGCUGCUCUAGGUGAGCUUGGUUGCGUGCAGUUUCGUGAUCUUAAUGAAGGCGUCUCCGCGGUGCAGCGCAAGUUUGUUAACGAGGUGCGACGCUGCGAUGAACUGGAGCGCAAGAUACGCUAUGCUACCAAUGAGCUGGCCAAGGACGGUCUUAAGGUUGUGGAUUUAAUCGACGACUUUCCGCCUGCGCCCAAGCCCAAGGAAAUAGCUGAGCUGGAGUCGCUGCUGGAGAAAACCGAAACGGAGAUUAUGGAGCUGGCAGCCAACAAUGUUAGCCUGCAGACCAAUCAUUUGGAGCUGUCGGAAAUGAUUCAAGUGCUGGAGCGCACAGAGCAGUUCUUCUCCGAGCAGGAAUCAACUAACUUUGAUUUGAACAAGCGUGGCACGCAUCGCGAUCCGGAGCAGGCUGAUGGUCGCUUGGGCUUUGUGGCGGGCGUAAUUAGACGUGAGCGUCAAUACGCCUUUGAGCGCAUGUUGUGGCGCAUUUCGCGUGGCAAUGUGCUGGUGCGCCGCACGGACAUGGAGGCGCCUGUGAAGGAUCCACGUACUGGCGACAUGGUGCUGAAGAGCAUCUUUGUGGUGUUCUUCCAGGGCGAUCAGCUGCAAUCGCGCAUACGCAAGGUGUGCCAAGGCUUUCAUGCUACGAUGUAUCCUUGCCCGAGUGCGCAUCAGGAUCGCGUGGACAUGAUCAAGAGCGUGCAUGUGCGAAUUGAAGAUUUGAAGGUAAUCAUUAGCCAAACCGAGGAUCAUCGCACCUGUGUGCUUAAGGCAAUAAUGAAGCAGCUGCCCAACUGGUCGGCCAUGGUGAAGAAGAUGAAGGCCAUUUAUCAUACGCUGAACAUGUUCAAUGUGGAUUUCGGCAGCAAGUGCUUGAUAGGCGAAUGCUGGGUGCCCAAGAAGGAGCUGGAGGAAGUGGAGGCAUUGCUGGCGGAUACAUCUGCCACGCUGGGCAGCACUGUGCCCACCAUAUUCAAUGUGCUGGACACGCAAAAGGAUCCGCCCACAUACUUCCGCACCAACAAGUUUACCUAUGGCUUUCAAGUGCUCAUCGAUGCUUAUGGCAUAGCCAAGUAUCGUGAGGUGAAUCCUGGACUCUACACUUGCAUUUCUUUUCCCUUUUUGUUUGCUGUCAUGUUUGGAGAUAUGGGACACGGCUGCAUUGUUUUUAUACUUGGCUUAUGGAUGGUGCUGGACGAGAAGCGUUUGUGCAAGAAGCGCGCUGGUGAAAUCUGGAAAAUUCUGUUUGGUGGACGCUAUAUUAUUAUGCUUAUGGGUAUCUUUGCUAUAUACACGGGCUUUAUAUACAACGAUUGCUUCUCGAAGUCGUUUAAUAUAUUUGGGACGCACUGGCGUAUGCAAUAUAAUCGAACGACAGUGCUGACCAAUCCAACGCUGCAGCUGAAUCCGGCAACAGAUACACGCGGCACCUACCCGAUGGGCAUAGAUCCUAUAUGGCAGUCGGCGAGCAACAAGAUCAUCUUCCUGAACACCUACAAGAUGAAGCUGUCCAUUAUCUUUGGUGUGCUGCACAUGGUCUUUGGCGUUUGUCUGUCGGUGGAGAACUUUGUGUACUUUAAAAAGUAUGCAUAUAUUCCACUACAGUUUGUGCCACAAGUAUUGUUCCUGCUGCUGCUUUUCGGCUACAUGGUGUUCAUGAUGUUCUACAAGUGGGUGCAGUACUCACCGCAUUACGAGCACUUUGCGGAUUCGCCAGGUUGUGCGCCUUCAGUGUUAAUUAUGUUUAUCGACAUGAUAUUGAUGAAGAACGAGGUGCCCACACCAGGCUGCAUGCCCACGAUGUUCCCAGUGCAACGCGAGCUGGAGACUAUACUCUUUGUUGUCGCCAUCAUUUGCAUUCCUUGGAUUCUGCUGGGCAUGCCGCUUUGGAUUAUGUGCAAGCGCAAAUAUCAGGCCAAACAUCAUGUGGAGCGCAAUCAUAUGGAUGUUAUAAUGGAAACAAUUGAAAUCAAGGGCAAGGAGGUUAUUAUAAACGAAGUUAAUGAAACCCACAAGCAUGAGCAGCAUGAUGAAGAGGAGGAAGAGCCUAUGAGUGAAAUCUGGAUACACCAGGCUAUACACACUGUUGAAUAUAUUCUAAGUACAAUUUCCCAUACAGCCUCAUAUUUGCGUCUUUGGGCUUUAUCGCUUGCUCACGCUGAGCUGUCUGAAGUGCUCUGGACCAUGGUGUUGUCUGAGGGUCUGCAAAUGAAGGGCUAUGUGGGCAUUAUUGGCGUGUUUAUUAUAUUUGCCAUUUGGGUAUUCUUUACCAUUGCCAUUAUGGUCAUGAUGGAAGGUCUGUCGGCCUUCUUGCACACCUUGCGUUUGCAUUGGGUGGAGUUCAUGAGCAAAUUCUAUGUGGGCACGGGCUACGAGUUCCAGCCCUUCAGCUUUAAUGCGCUGCUGACAGCCGAUGAGGAUGACUAGAGCUUUAGCUUAUGUAAACUCUUAAUGGGUCAAUGACAGUUGUUCAUUAAUAAAAUGCAGCAUAC